Molecule: messenger RNA, 877 nt
Organism: Schistocerca nitens (vagrant locust)
Lineage: Eukaryota; Metazoa; Arthropoda; Insecta; Orthoptera; Acrididae
Product: ribosome biogenesis protein SLX9 homolog
Exons: 4
Coding region: 165-791 (208 amino acids)
Biological process (GO): maturation of SSU-rRNA from tricistronic rRNA transcript (SSU-rRNA, 5.8S rRNA, LSU-rRNA)
Cellular component (GO): nucleolus; preribosome, small subunit precursor; 90S preribosome
Source: RefSeq, a predicted model, not a curated record
CUCGCACGUUUGCGAUGGCCUUAGGGAUCGAUAUCCUCAGGUUGUUUAGUGUUUACUAACUUCAGGGUUCAGGUGUAGGAUAAACAAGUAUACACAACGUUGCCUUCAAGCGCAUCUGAAGAUAUCUUGAUAGCAUCGUAUUUGUAACUGAGAAGGCCUUCAAAAUGGGUAAAGUGAAAAGAUUGAGGAAGAAAUUUCAUUUAUCAAGAGAGGAGCCUGAAGUAAAAGAUGCUGGAAAUUUCACUGUCUCACUGAAGGAUGAAACUAUCCCACAGGACACAGAUACUUUAACACCCCUCCCAAACAUAUCAGAGAAUAACAUUUUUGCUGGAAUGGAUAUUAAAUUUGAAGACUUGAAGAAGGACCUCAGUUUUGAUGACUCAAGAAGUGUUGUCUCAGUUAGCAAGAGGGAAUUCAAAAACCGUAUUACAUCAAAGAAAGAAAGGCGACUUGCCAGGCAUGAGACCUUCAUUAGCAAAAUAAAUGCAAUUCAAAAGUUGAAGAUAGAGGAGAAGGAAAAACGACGACGUCAGAAAAGAGCAGUAAUAGGAGAUUUAAAGGCUCUAGUUGAUGCUCUGCCAGCCAUUGAAUGUCAUAAAAAUAAAGAAAGAAAAAGACCUGCACCUAAGAAGAGAUCAGUUCCAAAACUAAAAUGGAGGCAGAAAAAUAUGUUACAUGAUGUUGCCAGUUUUAAGAGGCUGCUUCACGACCCCAGUUUUAAAAAGGACCCAUCAGCAGCUGUUGCAAACCUCAUUCAGGAAAAGAUCAAACAAAAUGUAGAGAACUCUUAAUAUAUAAUGUACUAAUUUAUACAGUAAAUUAUUGCAUAUUAUUGUACAUAUCUCUCUUCAGAUUAAAAACAAUUUUAUGAACUGUU